This is a messenger RNA of Suricata suricatta (meerkat), 10113 nucleotides long. It is a transcript of the gene SPTB, whose product is annotated as spectrin beta, erythrocytic. Bases 253 to 7236 code for a protein of 2327 amino acids. Gene Ontology annotation, cellular component: cell junction; plasma membrane; cell projection. Gene Ontology annotation, biological process: actin cytoskeleton organization. Gene Ontology annotation, molecular function: structural constituent of cytoskeleton; actin filament binding; phospholipid binding. NCBI's taxonomy places the organism in Eukaryota, Metazoa, Chordata, Mammalia, Carnivora, Herpestidae. The transcript is spliced from 36 exons. The record is from RefSeq and is a predicted model, not a curated record.
UAUCUGGUCCCGGCAGCAGCGAUGUCCCCCGGCAGGAAUGUCCCUCCUCAGAUAAUGUUAUUUAUAUCUCUGGGCGGGUCCGCGGCUCGGCAGCACCAGGCGCCCGGCGGCCGCUGUGCUAGGAGCCCUGUGCUGCCCUCUUCCCCCUGCGCCGCUGCCGCCCCUGGGCUCGGGGUGGCCGCCGCUAAAGCCCCAGCGCAGGGACCCUUCCAUGAAGACUGAGGCAGGCAUAACUGCUGAGAGCCUGCUGACAUGACAUCGGCCACGGAGUUUGAAAACGUGGGCAACCAGCCACCGUACAGCCGGAUCAAUGCCCGCUGGGAUGCCCCGGACGAUGAGCUGGAUAAUGACAACAGCUCAGCCAGGCUCUUUGAGAGGUCCCGGAUCAAGGCCUUGGCAGAUGAGCGGGAAGUGGUUCAGAAGAAGACCUUCACAAAAUGGGUCAACUCAAACCUGGCUCGUGUGCCCUGCCGCAUCACUGACCUCUACAAGGACCUGCGGGAUGGAAGGAUGCUCAUCAAGCUCCUGGAGGUGCUUUCUGGAGAGAUGCUGCCGAAGCCCACAAAGGGGAAGAUGCGCAUCCACUGCCUGGAGAAUGUGGACAAGGCCUUGCAGUUCCUCAAGGAGCAGCGUGUGCACCUGGAAAACAUGGGCUCCCAUGACAUCGUGGAUGGCAACCACCGCCUGGUCCUGGGCCUCAUCUGGACCAUCAUCCUUCGCUUCCAGAUUCAGGACAUUGUUGUCCAAACAAUGGAAGGUCGUGAGACACGCUCAGCCAAGGAUGCAUUGCUAUUAUGGUGUCAGAUGAAGACAGCAGGCUACCCCCAGGUCAAUGUCACCAACUUCACCUCGAGCUGGAAGGAUGGCCUGGCCUUUAACGCCCUGAUACACAAGCACCGGCCUGACCUGAUCGACUUUGAUAAACUGAAGGACUCCAACGCACGACACAACCUCGAGCAUGCAUUUGAUGUGGCUGAGCGUCAGCUGGGCAUCAUCCCGCUCCUUGACCCCGAAGAUGUCUUCACGGAAAACCCUGAUGAGAAAUCCAUUAUUACCUAUGUGGUGGCAUUUUACCACUACUUCUCCAAGAUGAAGGUGCUGGCAGUGGAGGGCAAGCGUGUCGGCAAGGUAAUUGACCAUGCCAUUGAGACCGAGAAGAUGAUUGAAAAGUACAGUGGGCUGGCCUCUGACCUGCUGACCUGGAUUGAGCAGACCAUCACGGUCCUGAACAGCCGCAAGUUUGCCAACUCCCUGACAGGUGUCCAACAACAACUGCAGGCCUUCAGCACCUACCGCACUGUGGAGAAGCCACCCAAGUUUCAGGAGAAGGGUAAUCUGGAAGUCCUACUUUUUACCAUCCAGUCCCGGAUGAGAGCCAACAAUCAGAAAGUGUAUACACCUCACGAUGGGAAACUAGUAUCUGACAUCAACCGGGCCUGGGAAAGCCUGGAGGAAGCUGAGUACCGGCGGGAGCUGGCCCUGAGGGAGGAGCUCAUUCGGCAGGAGAAGCUGGAGCAGUUGGCCCGGCGCUUUGACCGAAAGGCCGCCAUGAGAGAGACGUGGCUCAAUGAAAACCAGCGCCUCGUGGCUCAGGACAACUUUGGGUAUGACCUGGCCGCCGUGGAGGCCGCCAAGAAGAAGCAUGAGGCCAUUGAGACUGACACAGCUGCUUACGAGGAGCGGGUGAGGGCCCUGGAGGACCUGGCCCAGGAGCUGGAGAAGGAGAAGUACCACGACCAGAAGCGCAUCACUGCCCGCAAGGACAACAUCCUGCGCCUGUGGAGCUAUCUGCAGGAGCUGCUGCGGUCCCGGCGCCAGAGACUCGAGAAGACCCUGGCCCUGCAGAAGCUCUUCCAGGACAUGCUGCACAGCAUCGCCUGGAUGGAUGAGAUCAAGGCUCACCUCUUGUCUGCUGAGUUUGGGAAGCACUUGUUGGAGGUCGAGGACUUGCUACAGAAGCACAAGUUGAUGGAAGCUGACAUCGCCAUCCAAGGAGACAAAGUGAAGGCCAUCACUGCAGCCACCCUGCAGUUCACUGAGGAGAAAGGAUACCAGCCCUGCGACCCCCAGGUUAUCCAGGACCGUAUCAGCCACCUGGAGCAGUGCUUUGGGGAGCUGAGCAACAUGGCUGCUGGGCGGAAGGCCCAGCUGGAGCAGUCUAAGCGACUCUGGAAGUUCUUCUGGGAGAUGGAUGAGGCCGAGAGCUGGAUCAAGGAGAAGGAGCAGAUCUACUCUUCCCUGGACUAUGGCAAGGACCUGACGAGUGUGCUCAUCCUGCAGCGCAAGCACAAGGCCUUCGAGGAUGAGCUCCGAGGGCUGGACACCCACCUGGAGCAGAUCUUCCGGGAGGCAGAGGGCAUGGUUGCACGUAAGCAGUUUGGGCACCCGCAGAUUGAGGCCCGAAUCAAAGAAGUGUCUGCCCAGUGGGACCAGCUGAAGGAGCUGGCUGCCUUUCGCAAGAAGAACCUCCAGGAUGCUGAGAACUUCUUCCAGUUCCAGGGUGAUGCUGAUGACCUAAAGGCCUGGCUGCAAGAUGCCCACCGGCUGCUCUCAGGCGAAGACGUGGGGCAGGAUGAGGGGGCCACACGGGCCCUGGGGAAGAAGCAUAAGGACUUCCUGGAAGAGCUGGAGGAGAGCCGCGGGGUGAUGGAGCAUCUGGAACAGCAGGCCCAGGGCUUCCCCCAGGAGUUUCGGGAUUCCCCAGACGUGACCAACCGGCUGCAGGCCCUCCGGGAGCUCUACCAGCAGGUGGUGGCCCAAGCAGACCUGCGUCGGCAGAGGCUGCAGGACGCCCUGGAUCUAUACACAGUGUUUGGGGAGACAGACGCCUGUGAGCUGUGGAUGGGUGAGAAGGAGAAGUGGCUGGCGCAGAUGGAAAUCCCAGACACACUGGAGGACCUGGAGGUCGCACAGCACAGGUUUGACAUCCUGGACCAGGAGAUGAAGACUUUGAUGAUGCAGAUUGACGGCGUGAACCUCGCUGCCAACAGCCUGGUAGACAGCGGCCACCCUCGCAGUGGGGAAGUGAAGAAGUACCAGGACCACCUGAACAGCAGGUGGUUGGCGUUCCAAGCUGUAGUGUCAGACCGGCGGGAGGCGGUAAACUCAGCCCUCAGGGUGCGUAACUAUUGUGUGGACUGUGAAGAGACUAGCAAGUGGAUUGAGGACAAGAUGCAUGUGGUGCGGUCCACAAAGGACCUGGGCCAGGACCUGGCAGGUGUCAUUGCCAUCCAGAGGAAGCUGUCGGGGCUGGAGCGUGAUGUGGCUGCCAUCCAGGCCCGUGUGGGUGCCCUGGAGCGUGAGUCGCAGCAGCUGAUGGAGUCACACCCUGAGCAGAGAGAGGACAUUGGCCGGCGGCAGGCAUGUGUGGAACAGCUGUGGAAGGACCUGCAGGAAGCCCUCCAGGAGCAGGAAGCCUCUCUGGGUGAAGCCAGCCAGCUGCAGGCCUUCCUAAAGAAUCUAGAUGACUUCCAGUCCUGGCUGUCCAUGGCCCAGAAGGCCGUGGCCUCCGAGGACAUGCCCGAGUCUCUCCCUGAGGCCGAGCAGCUCCUUCAGCAGCACGCGGCCAUCAAAGAUGAGAUUGAUGGGCACCAAGAGAGCUACCAGCAUGUCAAGGCAUCAGGGGAGAAAGUGAUCCGUGAUCAGACGGACCCAGAGUACCUGCUCCUGGGCCAGAGGCUGGAGGGCCUGGAUGCUGGCUGGGAUGCCCUGUGGCGGAUGUGGGAGAGCCGCAACCGCUCGCUUGCCCAGUGCCUUGGCUUCCAGGAGUUCCAGAGAGAUGCCAAGCAAGCUGAAGCCAUCCUCAGCAAUCAGGAAUAUACUCUAGCUCACUUGGAGCCCCCAGACUCCCUAGAGGCUGCAGAGGCUGGGAUCCGGAAGUUUGAGGAUUUCUUGAUGUCUAUGGAGAACAACCAGGAUAAGGUCUUGAGUCCUGUGGACUCUGGAAACAAGCUGAUAGCUGACAAAAACCUCUACUCAGACAAGAUCCUGGAGAAGGUGCAGCUGAUUGAGGACAGGCACAGGAAAAGCAAGGAGAAGGCUCAGGAGGCCUCAACAAUUCUGAGAGACAACUUGGAGCUCCAGAACUUCCUCCAGAACUGCCAGGAGCUCACACUCUGGAUCAAUGACAAGCUGCUAACAUCUCAGGAUGUCUCCUAUGAUGAAGUGAGAAACCUUCAAAACAAGUGGCUGAAGCACCAGGCCUUUGUGGCAGACCUGGCUUCCCACCAAGGGUGGCUAGAUAGCAUUGAUGCAGAAGGAAAGACACUGAUGGAGGAGAAGCCCCGUUAUUCGGCCCUGGUGUCCCAGAAGCUGGAAGAGUUGCACCGACUCUGGAAUGAACUUCAGGCCGCCACACAGGAAAGGACCCAACACCUCUCAGCUGCCAGGAACGCCUACCUGCGCUCACAGACCCACGCCGACCUCAACAAAUGGAUCAGUGCUAUGGAGGACCAGCUGCGGUCCGAUGACCCGGGCAAGGACCUGACCAGCGUCAACCGGAUGCUGGCUAAGCUGAAGCGUGUGGAGGACCAAGUGAAGGUGCGGAAGGAGGAGCUGGGGGAGCUGCUUGGCCAGGUGCCCUCGCUGGGAGAGGAAGCAGGAGACACAGAUGUGAGCAUCGAGAAGCGGUUCCUGGACCUCAUGGAGCCCCUGGAGAGGAGGAGGAAGCAGCUGGAGUCGUCCCGAGCCAAGCUGCAGAUCAGCCGGGACCUAGAGGAUGAGACGCUCUGGGUGGAAGAGAGGCUGCCCCUGGCCCAGUCAGCCGACUAUGGCACAAAUCUACAAACUGUGCAGCUGUUCAUGAAGAAGAAUCAGACGCUGCAGAACGAGAUCCUGGGCCAUGCGCCACGGGUGGAGGACGUGCUGCAGAGAGGGCAGCAGCUGGUGGAGGCGGCAGAGGUCGACUGCCAGGACAUCGAGGAGCGCCUGGGGCGCCUGCAGAACUUGUGGGACACGCUGCGGGAGGCUGCGGCCGGGAGGCUGCAGCGCCUGCGGGACGCCAGCGAGGCCCAGCAGUACUAUCUGGAUGCAGGCGAGGCCGAGGCCUGGAUCAGCGAGCAAGAGCUCUACAUCAUCUCCGACGAGAUCCCCAAGGAUGAAGAGGGCGCCAUCGUGAUGCUGAAGCGGCAUCUGAGGCAGCAGCAAACGGUGGACGAGUACGGGAGGAACAUCAAGCAGCUGGCCUCCAGGGCCCAGGGCCUGCUGUCCGCAGGCCACCCUGAGGGGGAACAGAUCAUCCGGCUUCAGGGGCAAGUGGACAAGCAGUACGCAGGGCUGAAGGACAUGGCAGAAGAGCGCAAGCGGACGCUGGAGAACAUGUACCACCUGUUCCAGCUGAAGAGGGAGGCGGAUGACCUGGAGCAGUGGAUUACGGAAAAGGAGCGGAUGGCCUCUUCCCUUGAAAUGGGGCAAGACUUUGACCAUGUCACUCUGCUCCGGGACAAGUUCCGGGACUUUGCCCGGGAGACUGGGGCGAUUGGGCAGGAGCGGGUAGACAACGUGAACAUCAUCAUCGAGCGGCUCAUCGACGCAGGCCACAGCGAAGCAGCCACGAUCGCCGAGUGGAAGGACGGGCUGAACGAGAUGUGGGCAGACCUGCUGGAGCUCAUUGACACGCGCAUGCAGCUGCUGGCCGCCUCCUAUGACCUGCACCGCUACUUCUACACGGGCACCGAGAUCCUGGGCCUCAUCGACGAGAAGCACCGUGAGCUGCCCGAGGACGUGGGGCUGGACGCCAGCACUGCCGAGUCUUUCCACCGGGUGCACACUGCCUUUGAGCGGGAGCUGCAGCUGCUGGGCCUGCAGGUACAGCAGUUCCAGGACGUGGCCACCCGCCUGCAGACAGCGUACGCUGGGGAGAAAGCAGAUGCCAUCCAGAGCAAGGAGCAGGAGGUGUCUGCCGCGUGGCAAGCGCUGCUCGACGCCUGUGCCGGACGCCGUACCCAGCUGGUAGACACAGCAGACAAGUUCCGCUUCUUCAGCAUGGUCCGGGACCUCCUCUCCUGGAUGGAGGGCAUCAUCCGGCAGAUCGAGACCCAGGAGAGGCCCAGGGACGUCUCCUCGGUGGAACUGCUCAUGAAGUAUCACCAGGGCAUCAAGGCGGAGAUCGAAACCCGGAGCAAGAACUUUAGCGCGUGCCUGGAGCUGGGCGAGUCCCUGCUGCAGAGGCAACACCAGGCCUCGGAGGAGAUCAGUGAGAAAGUGAAGCAGGUGCUCUACAGGAGGAAGGAGAUGAAUGAGAGGUGGGAGGCCCGCUGGGAGCGGCUGCGCAUGUUACUGGAAGUGUGCCAGUUCUCGAGGGACGCCUCUGUGGCCGAAGCGUGGUUGAUCGCCCAGGAGCCCUACCUGGCCAGCCGGGACUUUGGACACACAGUGGACAGUGUGGAGAAGCUUAUCAAGAGGCAUGAAGCUUUUGAGAAAUCCACAGCCAGCUGGGCGGAGCGCUUUGCAGCCCUGGAGAAGCCCACUACGCUUGAGCUAAAAGAACGCCAGACCCCAGAGAGACGGGAGGAGGAGCCUGGGCCUCAAGAGGAGGAAGGCGAGACAGCAGGGGAGGAUCCCCGAGGUCCACAUCGCGCAGCCACCGACAGAACGUCCCCGGGGGAAGAAGAGAGGCAGUGGCCUCAGGACCUGCAGCCGCCACCCCCUCCAGGGCCACAGGAGGAGAAAUCCAGUGGGGAGGAGAGGGCCACCACCGAGCCUCUCUAUAAGGUCCUGGACACACCUCUGAGCGAGGGUGACGAGCCUACAACGCUGCCAGCCCAGCGGGACCACGGGUACAGCGUGCAGAUGGAGGGCUACCUGGGCCGCAAGCAUGACCUGGAGGGGCCCAAUAAGAAGGCAUCCAACAGGUCCUGGAACCAUCUGUACUGUGUUCUCCGGAACAGUGAGCUGACCUUCUACAAGGACGCCAAGAACCUGGCCCUGGGGGUGCCCUACCAUGGGGAGGAACCCCUGGCCCUGAGACAUGCCAUCUGUGAGGUUGCUGCCAGCUAUAAGAAGAAGAAGCAUGUCUUCAAGUUGAGGCUGAGCAAUGGCAGUGAGUGGCUCUUCCAUGGCAAGGAUGAGGAGGAGAUGCUGUCCUGGCUGCAGGGUGUGAGCACCGCCAUCAACGAAUCCCAGAGCAUUCGCGUCAAGGCCCAGAGCUUGCCCCUGCCCUCCAUCACCGGCCCCGACGCCAGCCUCGGCAAGAAAGACAAGGAGAAGAGAUUCAGCUUCUUCCCCAAAAAGAAGUAGCCUCUCUGGCGCCCCGCCAGCAGGACCGAGCUGUGCAGGGACUGGCGGGGCGCCUGCGGCCUCCCGGCAGCCCGCCACCGGGGCCACCCGCUGCCUGCGCCUGCCUGCUCUGACUGCAGCCUGGGCCUGCCGCAAUCCCUGCCUCCGCCCUCUGGCUGACGCCUGCCUCCGCCUUCGUGCAGUCCUGGUCCCCUGCAGAGGGCCAGGGACCCCCGCGGCAGGAAACGGCUUCCCAGGCACAGGCCUUCCUCUCCCACACCCCUCCUCCGGGCUGAGGGCCCUCCAACCCCCAAAAACCUGGAGAAGAGAGAUGAGGUUCCCAGACGCUGCCCACUCCCAAAGCAGGUUUGCUUGGGGCCGCCUCCCAUUUGGUCACAGCCAGGGAAAGGGAAGAGGACACUGGAAAUGCCUGACCUGCCCCUUAGGGGCAUGAGGAAGGAGCUUCAGGUAGACCACAGGGCUUUAGCUCUACGCAAGGGGCGGCUGGAGACCCAGGGGACACAACAGGCCUCCUCCCCACUGGCUUCCUCAGAACUGGGUCUCUCCCCUCAGGGGCCCCCUGAUCCUUUCCCCUUUCUUCCUCUCACCAAAACAAAGAAAACGGUGAGGGGGCACCAUCCAAGUCUGGUGGGUCUUAAAUGCAAGGGCCUUAGGCUGCCUCCAGCGCCCUCUGCUACCACCACAGGUGGUAAAAGGGAGGAAAAAGUUCUCAGACUGGUCCUCUUAAAACAACAGAGCAGCAUAAGGCUCAGAGGUGAGGGAGGCAGACAGACCUGGGCACUGCCCAGGGCUCUGCCUCUCCACUCUGGGCCCCUCCCCCAUUCCCCGCCAACCAGCAUGGUCUGAUUCAGACCAGGGCCCCUUAGGGAGACAGCACAGAUCCCUAGAUACAAGACAAAUGCCCCGGCACCUGCACUAAAGCAGCCACAUGCCCAGGGGGUCCUGGCUGCAGCUCGUACCACCUGAGGCUAUCAGCUGGACAGACCGCAAGGUUCAUGACCUGUCACUCUGAGGUGGCACAAGGAACCACCCCUGGGUAUUACCACCCUCUAACAUUGUCCCUGGACAGCUGGGACAAAUGCUGGGGUCCGGGCCGUGAGGCUGUGGCACCCCUUGUGCUCAGCUUCUCCUGAAGGUCCUGGCCUGGGGUCUCGGGGAAGAUGUUCAGUGACCUCUGCACCCAACACUCGCCUGCAAGGCAUAUCCAAAAGGAGCCCUGCAACAACUUAUUUCCCCAGGGGCAGCCUUCCCCAUGCUGUUAAGGUCAGACUUCUGGAGGGAAGAGGGCACUCGUUCCAACAAGGACCCCCUCCAGCACCCUGAAAGCAAUACAGUGCCAGCCCGGCAUCUUAACUGGGGUUAGGUCCAAAAGAGGGGUAACGCUGGGGGGCAGCAGGCGUUACCCCUGAAGAAACCAUAGACAUCCCAGGGGCUGCUGCUCCCUUAUCUUCCCCAUGGGGAGCCUUAGACACAGCCAGAGGAUGCCUCUGGACACGGGUGAGGCCCACGUAGCAACUACAAGGGUAGGCAUGCAGAGUUACUAGGCCUUCCCAGGAGCCCCUAGUGCAGACCCAGCUUAGAGGUCGAUACCACCUGCCACGGGGAAGCUAACUUCGGCAGCCAAGAACAGGAGGGACGUUCUCCAACCGAGCCCAGCAUCCCCAGCUCAGGUGGUCCCACUGUUGUAGCCAGGGUCCUCACUUGGCCUCUCUGCAUCUAAUCCUAUACCCCUCUUUGCAUCUACAGGGAAGCUAGUAUGUACCACUCACCAGCUUCUUUCUCCAGCUGGGGAAACCAAGGCAGGCGGCGGUGAGGUGACGACACUCACCGGGCAAUGAAGAAGGCCUCUAGUGCAUCUGAGGGCACGUCCUGCUCCCAGACAGCAUGUUCUUUACUGAGGAGCAGGCAGUGUCAAGAAUCUUCAACUCGUUCCCAGGGCCAAUCUUGAGGGAGACCAAGGAACACCCCGUCCCCCCCCCCAGCCCCGCCUCCACGUGUGCCAAAGUUGCAACUAAAGUGCGAAAUUUCCAGCAAGUAACUCCGUAAUCCAAAGAAUGAAAGGACCCCAGGGGCAGAGGUAGGUCUGGGUCCCCCAGAUGGCAGCCAGCUGCAUGUGGCCCCCCCCUCUAUCGCCAGCGCCCCACGCAUCCCUCUCACCUCACGCAGGCCCCGAGGCACUCAGCCAACAGGACUGAACCUACAGGAGCCCAGCUUGGGGAGACUGUGCCACAUGGGGCUAAGCUCCUGGUGCCCUGGCAAGGUUUCUUUCUCCCCCUCAAGUUUUCUACUUUGCAAUCCUUUAACAGUAUUCCCAAACUAGGUUGACACAGCUCCCGUCCACACCAGCGUAAGAGGCUUCCUUCCCGGGGCAGCUUAGAGGAAGCUCCUUCUGGGCAUGGUCAGGCAGUCCUCUUUCCCUCUCUCCUUCCCUUUCACCCCCUGGCCUCAACUGAUUAGCUGAAGGGGGUAUGGAGGGUCCUCAGGCCUCCCCCCGGCCCCCACAACGAGCACCAGUAACAGGAAGCUUGUGGAAGGCCUAGCAUCUCCCCCACACCAUUUCUCUUUCCUGCCUAUUGGAGGGCAGCCAGGGUCCCUGAGGUUGGUCCUAAAUCUCUCUCUCCCCUCCCUUUCGGGGGAGGGGACAGGGAUCCAGGACCGAAUGACUUGGUCCUUUGGACAAGCAAGCUCAGGGAGGACACAAGGGAGGAGGCAGCUACACACGACUGCAACCCUGCUGGGCACAGACCAUGCGAUCUGGGGGUGGCCCUGGGGCCAGCGGGGCCUUGUCCUCCACCUGCUCAAAUGUGCUUCCACCAACCAGAGAAAACCCAUUUACUAGUUUUUCUAAUAAAUCAAUAAUGCUCCAUAUUUCUCUCA